CCCACCAACUGUCGCGCAAGCAAAGAACCUCGGGAGAGAUGGCGACGGCUGUAGGAGCGGCCGGCGAGUCGUCGGGGACGAAGACGAAGAAGCUUAAGAUCGCCGUCAUCCACCCCGACCUCGGAAUAGGUGGUGCUGAGAGAUUGGUAGUUGAUGCGGCAUGCCAGCUUGCUGCCCAUGGACACGAUGUUCACGUUUUCACUUCACACCAUGACAGAAACCGGUGCUUUGAGGAAACAGUCUCCGGUCCAUUCCCAGUUACUGUAUAUGGAGAUUUUCUGCCUCGCCAUGUGUUUUACCGCUUUCACGCCGUGUGUGCUUACCUCCGAUGCAUUUUUGUUGCGAUGUGUGUGCUACUUUGGUGGCCCUCCUUUGACGUCAUAUUGGUAGACCAGGUUUCUGUUGUGAUUCCGCUACUUAAACUAAAGAAAUCUUCGAAGAUAAUUUUUUAUUGUCAUUUCCCUGAUCUGUUGCUUGCGCAACAUACUACCGUUCUUCGGAGGUUAUAUCGCAAGCCAAUUGACAUGAUUGAAGAAGCCACGACUGGUAUGGCAGAUUUGAUUCUAGUCAACAGUAAGUUCACUGCGGCAACUUUCGCCAGGACCUUUCGUGGUCUUCAUGCUAAAGGAAUUCAGCCUGGUGUUCUAUAUCCAGCGGUCUCCGUUGAGCAGUUUCAUGAACCUCAUGAUUAUAAGUUGAAUUUCCUAUCGAUUAACCGGUUUGAAAGAAAAAAGAAUCUUGGUCUAGCCAUUUCAGCGUUUGCUUUGCUCCGGUCAGUUGGUUCGAAGCAAUCUGGCGAUUCUCUGCAGGAAGCAAGCUUAACAGUGGCAGGUGGGUAUGAUAAGCGUCUCAAAGAAAAUGUUGACUACCUUGAGGAGCUGAAAAGAGCGGCAGUGACUGAAGGUGUGUCUGAACAUGUUAAAUUCGUGACAUCUUGUUCUUCAUCUGAAAGAAACGAGCUUCUCUCCAACUGCCUUUGUGUGCUAUACACUCCAACGGACGAACAUUUCGGCAUUGUUCCUCUUGAAGCUAUGGCAGCAUAUAAGCCUGUAAUUGCAUGCAACAGUGGUGGUCCAGUGGAAACAGUAGUGAAUGAAGCGACAGGGUUUCUCUGUGAUCCCUCGCCCACUGAAUUUUCUAAAGCCAUGCUGAAGUUUGUAAACGAUCAUGAUCUUGCUCUUCGGAUGGGUAAACAAGCACGGGACCGUGUGGUGCAAACAUUCUCGACCAAGACGUUUGGUGACCUCCUGAACAGCUAUGUCCUUAAUGUCUACCAUCAGAGGAUCGAGUGAUCUAAAUUCAGUGUCGGCAGUGCCACAUGGAAACCUUUUGAGUAGCACAUACACAUCAUCCUUUUUUUUUAUGUUUUGACUUGUGACUUUGAUGUACACACGGUGAUAGUGACUAUUAAUGCCAUGUUGUGUUAAACUGAGUUACUUGUUGCUC
This is a messenger RNA of Lolium rigidum, 1446 nucleotides long. RefSeq names its product alpha-1,3/1,6-mannosyltransferase ALG2-like. The coding region runs from base 39 to 1292 and encodes 417 amino acids. Lineage: Eukaryota; Viridiplantae; Streptophyta; Magnoliopsida; Poales; Poaceae. Gene Ontology annotation, molecular function: alpha-1,3-mannosyltransferase activity; GDP-Man:Man(1)GlcNAc(2)-PP-Dol alpha-1,3-mannosyltransferase activity. The transcript is spliced from 8 exons. The record is from RefSeq and is a predicted model, not a curated record.